This is a messenger RNA of Gopherus flavomarginatus (Mexican gopher tortoise), 5236 nucleotides long. RefSeq names its product atos homolog A (gene ATOSA). The coding region runs from base 128 to 3004 and encodes 958 amino acids. NCBI's taxonomy places the organism in Eukaryota, Metazoa, Chordata, Testudines, Testudinidae. The transcript is spliced from 10 exons. The record is from RefSeq and is a predicted model, not a curated record.
GAGGCUAAAUAUGCACCCAAAGCUGAACAUUUUGUUUUAACCACUGCAGACAUCUGGAUCUCUCAGAUACUGCCAGUGUAGCCCAUUUGCAGCUAGGAGGCAACUUCCUUUACACAAGGAUUCCAGUAUGGUUUGCAGUGGAAACAAAGGGCUGCAUAGAGAAGAUCCUUUAGACGAAUACUUUGAAUAUGAAGCUGAGGAAUUCCUGGUCUCCUUGGCCUUAUUGAUUACUGAAGGUCGAACACCAGAAUUUUCUGUAAAGGGUAGAACAGAGGGUUUCCAUUGCCCUCCAGCACAGUCAAGUCAGCCAUUAACAUCUAAGCAUGAGUGCACUGACAAAUUGGCCCAGUGUCGUCAAGCCAGACGAACCAGGUCUGAGGUUAUGCUGCUGUGGAAAAAUAAUAUUCCUAUCAUGAUAGAAGUGAUGCUACUUCCAGACUGUUGCUAUAGUGAUGAAGGGCCCACCACAGAAGGGAGUGAUUUAAAUGAUCCUGCAAUCAAACAAGAUGCAUUGCUCUUAGAAAGGUGGAUUUUGGAGCCAGUUCCCCGACAAAAUGGAGAUCGCUUUAUUGAAGAGAAGACCCUCUUAUUGGCUGUCCGCUCUUUUGUUUUCUUUUCUCAGUUGAGCGCUUGGCUGAGUGUUUCACAUGGUGCUGUUCCUCGUAAUAUUCUGUACAGAGUAAGUGCUGCAGAUGUGGACCUGCAAUGGACUUUUUCCCAGACACCAACUGAACAUGUGUUUCCUGUUCCUAAUGUUUCUCACAAUGUGGCCUUGAAAGUCAGUGUCCAGUCCUUGCCUAGACAAUCUAACUAUCCGGUUUUGACCUGUAGUAUUCACACCAGCCUGGGCUUCUAUGAAAAGGGAAUACAAGAACAUAAUGUACAUCAGCACUGUGAUUCCAUUGAGAGAGAGCAGUGCAGUGUGUCCAGUUCACAGCGUUCAUGUGGAAAACAAACGUGGACAUUGAUUCCUGAGGGCUUGCUUAAUGCAAAAAUAUCCUCUGAAUUUUCUACAUCGGUGAGAAACAUAAAACUUUAUCCAGCAACUGGUCUUGGGUCUGCCUUUGGGACAUCACAGUCUAAAGUUCAGUGCUAUAAUGCUAUGGGGGACGACAAGACACAGCCACAUGAAACAUCAGUCAGAACUUUUAAAUCCUUUUCUUUGGUUGAUCCCCAAGUUCCAAAUAGUCACUGUUCCCAUCAGCGCAUAGGAGAGACUACUCCUUUGAUAGGUUCUUUACUUCAGGAGCGACAGGAAGUUAUAGCAAGAAUUGCUCAGCACUUGAUUCACUGUGAUCCAUCUACUUCACUUGUUACUGGAUGUCCAUUCAGCAUGCAUGAAACCAGUUCAGUUACUUCAAAAGUUUUUUGGAAUACUUAUGAAGAUGAAAACUUGCUGAAAAAAGGCAAGGAAACAUCCUCUGUUUCUACUGCUAACACAGAUAUUAUGUUAUCAGAAGACUGCAGUGAAGACAAGACAAGAGCAAUACCAGAGAACCCAUUGGUUGAUUCCCAUGUUCCUAUGAACCACUGUUCUCGUCAGUCCCUAGGAGAGACUAAUCCCUUAAUAGGUUCUUUACUUCUGGAACGACAGGAAGCUAUAGCAAGGAUUGCCCAACACUUGAUUCACUGUGAUCCAGCUACUUCACACAUUACCGGGCAUCCAGUCAAUGUACAUGAAAGCAGUUCUAUCACUUCAAAAGUUUUUCUAAGUUCAUAUGAAGAUGAAAACUUGUUGAAGAAAGGCAAGGAAACAUCCUCUAUUUCUUUCUCUAAGUCUGACGUUACCAUAGAAGACAGCAGUAAAGUAAAGACCAGAACACCUGAUACCCCUCUGACAUCUUAUAGACUUGAUGGUGAAUUGAAGGCUUCUCCAAAGCCCGAAGCAAGAAGAAAAUUUAUUCUAGCAAAAUCCAGUGAAGUUGUCCAAAACACAUUUCAGCAGACUCCAAAUAAAACUACCAGUUCGUUUAUUAGCAUAAGUAUAUCAUGUAGCAAAGAAAAUAAAUCUGAACUGCCAGGUAAACGGGAAGCAGUACUUUCUGGUUGUCCACAUAAAGACCAAAUGACCAAAAAAGACAUUGGUAAACAGUGUUCAUAUUUCAACACCACUGAUGAACAGAUUUGCAAAAAUAAACUUAAAGAAAGAACAAUCACGAGUGAGAAUAGUAAUGGAGACUGUUUAAUCAAUCCACAGUUAGAUAAAUCCAAAAUAUUUGAAGGUACAAAAAAAGCGACACUAAUGCAGGCAUCUAAUAUUUUGCACAAAAGUGAGCUUAAGUGUUUAGAUAAAGAUUCAAAAAAAACAAAUAUAUGUGAGCAAAAUACCCAACUUGUUAGUAUUGAAAAUUAUUUAAAUAAAGACUAUGACAGUUUCAAAUGCAAAAAUAAGCAAGAUAAACUGAAAACUGCACAUGAUGAGAAUGAAGACCCAACUGACUAUGAAUUUCAAAGCAAUUCCCAGAAGAAAUCUGUAGAAGACUAUUUGGCUAGGUGUGAACGACUGAAGAAUGCAGAUGUGCUGAGAAUGCCACCACUCAAGCAUUCAAGUAUAUGGCGGAAAAACAAUUUUCACUCUGUGGAUGGGACUGUAACCAAGGCUUUCCAUCCUCGAACUGGAUUGCCUCUACUUUCAAGCCCUGUUCCUCAGAGAAAAACACAAUCUGGGUGCUUUGAUCUGGACUCAUCUUUGCUGCGAUUGAAAUGUUUGUCUAUAAGAAGUCCACAACAAGGUAUAAACACAGACAGUGACCCAGAAGGCCAUGGGAAACCAUUUCUGAGUUCCAGUGCUCCACCCAUAACAAGUCUUAGCCUUCUAGGAAACUUUGAGGAGUCUGUCUUGAACUAUCGCUUAGAUCCUCUAGGCAUUGUUGAUGGCUUCACUGCUGAGGUGGGAGCAAGUGGAGUCUUCUGCCCCACACACAUGACUCUUCCAGUCGAAGUGUCAUUCUACAGUGUUUCAGAUGAUAAUGCACCCUCUCCCUAUAUGGAUUAUUUCAUGUAGUGGUUUUCAAGUCAUGCAGUGGAUUCUGAUGUCCUAUGGAUGUCUAGAGCACCCUUGCUUGUUUUAUUAGCUGGACUUCAUUGUUCUGAAUCUUCUCCACAUGCUGUAAAUAAUCAUGUAAUGUUAUGGUUGUGCAUCACAGAACUAGUACAACAUUUAUCUAAUGCAGUGGUUCCCAAACUGGGGUUUGCGAAAUGUUACAGGGGUUCUCAGGGAAAAAAUUCCCUAAUGGCAGAUAGAGCUGUCCCUAGGGACCCCAAACAGCAGGGGGCCAGCAGCCCGGAGCCCCGGACUUCCAAGAGCUAUGGAGAUCAGAGCAAGCAUAUCUAUCUCACUGAGGAGAUUUAAACUUCAAGACUCCUUAUAAGAAAUGGAAAAGGAGGUGAUAUUUUUUGCUUUUUUUAAAAUUAAAUAGGCAGCUAGUGGUGUGUUUAAAAUUAUUAUGAAGAACAUGUUUAAGCUUUGUUGUAACAUGCGUUGUUUGCUUGGACUGCUCAACCCCUGAAUGAUUGUGUAGGAGGAGCUCUUUGAGUUGGCUUCUUAAAUACCUUCAUGCUGUUUCACAUCUGAUACUCCUUGAUGAAAUAUAGGAGCCUUGUCUUAGAACAGGCUCAAAGUGAUACAAGCUAUGAAAGUGAUAUCUUGGGAAGAAUGCUGCUGUUUUCAUAAUGUAAUAAAAAUACUGUAAUGAUCAAUAAUUAAUAAUGGUGUGUAAUAAGCAUGUUAUAAUAACAAAUUUUAUAUUUCCCAGAUCACUGCUUUUAUAUUUCAUAUUCAGGUAAAGGAGAAAAUCCCUGGAAACAUUCAUUUUUAGGAGGGGGUUCAUGAGACCUGACCUUUUAGUGAAAGGGGUUCACAGGUUGUUAAAGUUUGGGAACCACUGAUCUAAUGCCUCCACUAUCUGUUUUUAUGGCCAGUUUUUCUGUGCUGCUCUGCUAUUUUGCAUGCCCACUUUUGUGCACACAAAACAUUGUGUACUGCAACAUUAUCAAAUUUGCACUUUAAUGCAAAACCUUAACGGUGAUCUCAACAGAACAACUUCCCAAAUGCAUGGAGUGAGAGCUGGUCAGAUGUACUGUUCUGUUGGUAUAAUUGAUAAGAUUUUGCAUUGGAAUGCAGGCUUGAUGAAAUUGGGGAAUAUUUUUGAUCUCUGUUAAAGAGGGAAGUGAAAGUCAUAUGGAGUGUUGGAGUUUGUUAUUGAUAGUGUUGUAGACAAUAAGAAGCUGGAAAGAAAUGCACGAUUCUUUUCCCUUAACUUAUUUCCACUCUUUCAAAGUUUUGGGCCAAUAGUUUGUAUCCUACCAUAACUUACUUUUGCUAGUAGAAGAUGGCCAAUCCAUGGCUCAUUUUAGUAAAUACAGUAUCUCUGACAAACAGAGAUGGGAUGCUUGAUGGGGAGGGCUCUGAGUUACUACAGGGAAUUCUUUCCCAGGUGUCUGACUGGUGGGUCUUACUGAUUGCCAUAUUUGGGGUCAGGAAGGAAUUUCCCCCCAAGUUGGAUUGGCAGAUACCGUGGGGGGGGGGGGGCGGGGAAGGGGAUUGCUUCCCCUGCAGUAUGAGGAACAGGUCACUUGCUGGCUUGAACUACAGUAAAUGUUGGGUUCUCUGUAACUAGAAGUCUUUUUUGAAUGAAGAUUUGAGGAUUUCAGUAACUCAGUCAGAGGUUAUGGGUGAGGUUCUGUAGCCUGCAAUAUACAAGAAGUCAGACUAGAUGAUCAUGAUCUCUUCUGGCAUUGAAGUCUGUCAGUAGCUGUGUUGUUAUGAGAUAUAUUUUGGAUGCGCUGGAAGGCACAGUUAGAAUCCUGUGUAAAAUUUAGUUCAAUUUAAAAGACUACAAGACUAACUUCACAAUUUAACCAGCAUGGAACAAAGAUCCACAUCUCUCUGUUCAUCUGUGAGUAUGAUUUGAAAAAUCAGUUUGGCUUAAACUGAAAAUUUGGGCCUGUCCUACUGAUUAUAAUCUUCUAGUUUACAACCGUAAGAUCCAUGGUGCUGAUUGUAAUAGCAUCUUGUGGAUGGAGUGGCCUCCCCACUCAUUAGUUCAGUUUAAAAAAUAGCUGUAAAUAUAUUUAAAGUCUCUAGUUACAUGGAUAAAGCAUUCUCAUAUGCUAACAUUUUACAGGUAUUUAUAUCCUAAACUUGUCAUCUAUUUUUUUCCUUAAGGGUGUGAUUACUUUAGAAUCCCUUGGUAAAAGGGGUUAUCGGGUACCUCCUUCAGGAACCAUACAAGUG